Molecule: messenger RNA, 1593 nt
Organism: Nematolebias whitei (Rio pearlfish)
Lineage: Eukaryota; Metazoa; Chordata; Actinopteri; Cyprinodontiformes; Rivulidae
Product: coiled-coil domain-containing protein 85A
Exons: 4
Coding region: 4-1347 (447 amino acids)
Source: RefSeq, a predicted model, not a curated record
UGAAUGAUGGAGGAAGGCACGCAGCAGCAUGAAGCGGAGGCUCCGUCGGAGGACGAGGAGCUUCUAAGAUGGAGCAAGGAGGAGCUGGUGGGGAGGCUGCGGAGAGCGGCGGAGGAGAAGAGGGAGGUCAUCGUGGAGCACGGCCAUCUGAUGAGGGAGGUGAACCGGAGACUGCAGCAGCACCUGAGCGAGAUCCGGGGGCUGAAGGAUGUGAACCACAAACUGCUGGAGGACAACCAGGAGCUGCGGAACCUGUGCUGCUUCCUGGAUGAUGACCGGCAGAAAGGGAAGCGGCUGUCCCGAGAGUGGCAGCGUCUGGGUCGGUUCAGCGCCAGUGUGAUGAGGAAGGAGGUGGCCAUCUACCUGCAGAAGGCAAAGGAGCUGGAACAGAGGCAGAUGGAGGUCAUUGGCGAGAACCUGGAGCUGAAGGAGGUGUGCUUGAUGCUGGCUGAGGAGAGAGCUGCAGCUACAGAUGGAGGCAGGUGCCAUGGGGGGCUUGGAGGUCAAGGGGACCCCGGCUGCAGGAACUCCAUAGACAGCCAGAGCAGUGUGUCUCAUUUGGUGGGAGGCGGGCCUGCAUACAGCCUGCUGCGGGAUGUUGGCGAUGGGAGCAGCACCUCCAGCGCAGGGAGCACAGACAGCCCUGAUAACCCCCACCACAAACCUCCUCUCCUGAGCUCUGUUGCCAGCCUAGGGUCUGGGUCAAGGUAUGUCUCCUUAGAGCGAUACAGAAACACGUGUAAGUCCCCUGCAAGGAGGCACAGCUUGAGCAUGGAGUACCACACCUUCCCACAGUCCUGCUGCACCUCAGGGAGGUCCCUCACAAACCUGGACCCCCAUGGAAUUAAUGGAGCCAGCCCUGAGAAACACAAGUCUCCUGGUAGGUUACAAUGUGACCCCCACCCCAAAGCUUGCAGCACCGACCCCCAAGUCCAGAAACAGUUUCUGAUGUCAGCGAGUGGGGACAAGGACAUGGCUAAGUCCAGUCCAAAGAUGAGUCAGAGACAGUGGCAGGGUCACAGGGCUGGUGUCGGCUGUAAUGGUCCUGAGGGCAAGCAGGCAGCGAUGGGGACCCCGGAGCACUUGAGGAAAGAGCGGGUGAUUGUUGGGUGUCCAGAAUCUAUACGACACCACCAUCAGCAUGGCCCUGGGACAGAACAUGGCAAGGGGAGGUACAGCAGGGAAAGGGGUACCAGAAGACCUGUGGGAGAGGAGACGAGCCCCCAACACCAGAGUCUAUACAACGCUUUGAUUUCCGUUGGCUGUUGCACCGGUUCCUGUCGGAAUGCGAGGCUUUGGGACAGUGACAACACACAAAGCAACAAACAGAUACUGACUGAUGACUGAUGGAAACCUGGGCAGACCCUGAAGAUCAGAUGGACCAGUGAAAGACAAGAGAGCAGACAAACGGAAUGGAGCAAUGAAGAGACCAACCACAGGAAACACAUUUUCUGCCCUGUUUGCUGCUGCUAACUGUUGCUAUGCAUUUCCACAAGAAAACACUGAAUGUCAGUUUGGAAGGGUGAAGGCUCAUCCUUUCAUCAGCAAAAUAAAGACAGGAAACUAAUUAUGAAAUCACCCAAUAGUUAUAUU